This is a messenger RNA of Penaeus monodon (black tiger shrimp), 4845 nucleotides long. RefSeq names its product alpha-tocopherol transfer protein-like. The coding region runs from base 167 to 1357 and encodes 396 amino acids. The record is from RefSeq and is a predicted model, not a curated record. The transcript has 9 exons. NCBI's taxonomy places the organism in Eukaryota, Metazoa, Arthropoda, Malacostraca, Decapoda, Penaeidae. Gene Ontology annotation, molecular function: phosphatidylinositol bisphosphate binding. Gene Ontology annotation, cellular component: membrane.
GAGAAACAUAGAGAGAGAAAGAAAAAGCCGAAAACCCCCACACUCACAACCUUUAUCCCCAUUCCGACAAACGCAGCGGCGAUAGCUUCCACGGAGCGUCGCGUCGAACGGAGCCGCCCCUUCAGGAGCCGAGGGUUUCUUCCGUGCGGGGGGGGAGGAGGAGGCAAUGGUGGAGACGCGAGACGAGGCCGCCCUGACGUCGCUGCAGCCGCCGCCGUCAGCCUCCCAGGCGCUGGCGGGGCCCCUCCAGCAGCAGGACCUCAGCCACGCGAAGGAGGACGCAUGUGUGGGUGUACCAAAGGAACCUCCUGCAGAAGCUCAGAAAGAAGCCAAGCAGGAAACCUCACAGGGAGCAGAAAUGGAUCCUAGGAAGGAUGAGCAGGAGAGUCCAGCGACGGAAGUAGACAAAGCUCUGGAGGCGGUGUUGAGGGUAGACAGGAGACAGGUGGCAGGAGCCGGCGAUGGGGCUUUGCCGAAGGAGCUAGCCGCAGAGGCAGAGGAUGAUGUUCACGAGAAGCCGGAAUGGGUUGACCGAGACGUGCAAGCUCUCAGGGAAAUGGUUGAACAGGAACCUGGCUUGAAAUCACGUAUUGAUAAGCCUUUCUUGCUAGCUUUCCUUAGAGCUCGUAAAUUUGACUAUGAUAAAGCCAUGGCCAUGAUUCGAGGAUACUACAGAGCAAGGCAGGAGAAUGCUGAUAUGUAUGUUAACCUCGUCCCGUCGGCCUUGGAUCACGUCUGGCCGCUGUGCAUGCAGACGGUCCUUCCAACACCAGACAAUCUAGGGAGAACUGUCCUAAUUUUUAGAACAGGUGCCUGGUUACCUGAAGUCUGCACCCUAGAUGACGUGUUCAGGUCUCAGGUAGUAAUGUUGGAGCAUGUUGUACGGGUCCCAGUAACGCAGCUUCGCGGAAUAGCAGCUGUUGUUGACUGCUCUGGACUGUCUAUGACUCAUGCCUACUAUCUGACUCCGACUCACAUUCGCCGCAUGAUUUCAGUUGUCCAGGAAGUCUUUCCUCUAAGGUUCAAGGCAUUGCACUUUGUUCACGAGCCUUCGAUAUUCGACUGGGUCUUCAGCCUAGUCAAACCUUUCCUCUCUGAAACUAUAAAGGGACGACUGCACUUCCAUGGAGAAGACCUCGAGAGCCUGCACAAACACAUCCCAGCCAAUGAGUUACCAGAAGAAUUAGGUGGAACUCAGGGACCCAUGGCCAAUAGUGAACUUGUAGAGAUAUUGAAACAAAAUGAAGACUAUUAUAAAGGAGUGUUUGAGAGUGCCUAUGGGCCAGCUGCUCCCAUUAAGAGCAUUUUACAUAUGGCUUUGAGGUGUCUGAAGAACCUGCGCGUCAGGGAACUGUAAUGGAAGCUGUGACAGACAUGGGGAGUUUGAUUGGCAGUUACUACAGAAGGAUGUGUAUAGACUAGUGCUAGCCAGCCCUGCACUAGUGACAGUCCACCUAGUGCCAUCAUGUGAGAAAAGCAAAUUUGACCCCCAAAACAUUUUGAUACCAAUAAGAAAAAUGUUGGAGGAGGUUCCUAUGAUAUUGGAAUCCCUUCUGUGUACUGGGUGGGAGAGUUCUGGUACUUUUGUUCAUGGAAUACAUUGGCACUAAACUUAUUAUCUAUCACAAUCUCAGGGAAAAAUAGUAGCCUUUGUAGCUGUUAUACAGUUUGGAAGAAAAUUCACAUUGGAAGGAUGGUGUUCAUAUCAAGUAUUCCUGUUUGUUAUUGUUUAAGAGUAAUUUGAAUUUUAAUGUUUAUGAAUUCAUUUUCACCAAAUGCAUAUUUCCUUUUAUUCUCUUUAUGGUGGAUUUAGGUCCUUCAGAUAUCCAUGAGAUACAGAACCUAUUAGUGGUGAGUUUAUUGAAUUUAAUUAAGCAAAGAACUCAUUCCAGUUUAUGUCACUUUUGCAGGCUGGCCAUAUAUUUGUCUCUGGGUACACUGAUGCAUAUAUACAGAUAUAUGUGUGUGCAUAUUUAUGAUGUGCAUCUUGGUGAUCCCUUCACUUCCUCACAGGAAAUACAUCAGAUUUGAUAACAUGAAUAAUUUGUAAUGCACACAAUUUCUGCUCCAGUAAUGUAUAUAGAGUCAGUUUUGAUAUAUGGUAUAGCAUAUGACCUUUAUUGUUAUUAAGCCUCAGUAUUCAUGGUGCAAUGUAUACUUUAUCCUUUAAGGAGGCAGUCAGAUGAGCAUUGUAAAUCUUUUUUUUAUAAUGGCUAAUAUGUAAACAUUUUAUGCCUGUGACAGAAGUGUAAAUUAGAGGUAAGCACUGUGACAUUAGACUAUUAUCAGUGCUAAUUAAUUUUUAAGAUUUCUACAUUUUAUCAUUCAUGGAUACUAUUUUUCUGCUAAAAUGUAUAUCCUUGUGAUACGUUUCUUCAUUUUUGCAAGAGUUGUAAAAGUUAGUGAAGUGUUAUGUAAUUUUGUUUUAUCUAUAGCUAUCUCUUCCUUGAUAGAAGUCUAGCAGAAAAAAAAUGAUUCAUAUGGCUAAUAUAUUUAUAUGCACUGAAUACUGUGUACUUGGUAUUCAGUAUGCAAGUUUUAUCUUCUUGAAAACUGGUACUUUGCCUUAAGGAUUGUCUGGUCUUCUGUCAAGUUCAGAUUAUAAUGUUUUAUUAUCAUCAUAGAGAAUAAAGAGGAUCUGCCUGGCUGACUAAAAGGUGCUGCAAAUGUAUGUAUGUUUUUUUUCUGUUGUACUUAGAAUUAACUAGUACAGAAGUUAGAGAAGUAGAAUAUCAGUGAAAGUUGGUGAUUAGCAUACUUCCUCCAUGUCUCUCCUCUUCCUUCUCCUUGUCCUUUUUUCUUCAUUCAUACUCCUUUUAAGUCAUGGUAGUCCCAGAUUGGUCUUUUGGUUCAGAACUCCAUGUGCACACAGGAUGGAAAGAAGACUGCUUAGUAUUUUGACAAACAAUUAUUUACAUUAAAAUUGAUCUAAUUUGGAUAUUUAUAAUAUGGUUAAAUAGGACUGUUUUAAUAACUAUUGCAUUGUUUCAUCCAGUGUGCACACAUGCCUAAGCACAACAGUUGCCCCAUUUCUUUCUUAAAGGCUUUAUCGGCGGCAUUCAUGCUUUCAUUGAAUAUCUGUUGUUGCAGAACAGAUGCCGAGAUAAGGAACUAGCUUAUUUUGAUUCCCAAUAUUUAAAGAUAAUGUGAUUCUAUAUCCUACCUCCUUAAAGGGUUUGGAUAUGACAAGUAUUUUUGGAGUACUUUUGUUUCAUCUGAGCAGCACUGUAUUAAGCUUUUAUAACUAAAUAUGGAAAGGUUGAUCUUUAUGCUCAAGGUAGAAACAUCCAUUAUGAUAGAUAAUUGGCUAUCACAUGUGAUUUUCAUGAAGUUUGAUAUAACUAGCCCACUUCUUUAAAGUUUAAAUAUUGCACUCCUGUAAAUAUUGGAGUUACUUUUGACAAGUAAUAUGGAACAAAUUCUUUUUUUUAAUUUUAUUUUUUUUAUAGAUAUCUAUAAGGAAUGAAAAUUUGACAUAGAUAAACCUGUGUACUUAGUAAUUUUAUAAAACCAAAGGUUGUGCAGAAGAUUUUAAUUUUACAUCUGUAAAGGCAUAUUCCUUUCCCAUCCAUACAAUCUUUCUCUACACUUCCCUUUAUGCUAUUGAGGUUUGUCACGUUAAAUACAGACUAUGCUCAAAAGAUGAAGGAUGAAGUGAACAGGUCUUAUAAUACAAAUUACACAGAUUAUCUGUAUCAUUUUCAUGAUUCUAGGACCAAAGGAUUUAUUAUGUAAUGUAUAUAUACUUAGAGCGAGAAAGAGAGAGAGAGAGAGAGACCAUUAAAGCAGUAAAAGCGAGAGCUUAGUUAAGGUUGUAUUAAGGAAAUAAAUGAACACAAGAACGCUUGUGGUUUAAGCGUGCCUUAUGGAAGCUGUAAAAGGAAGUUAUUGAGGGAUAUUGUGCGAUAUGAGAGAUAUAAAACUGUACUUUGUGUGAUUUUCCUUUUUCAUAAGACAGGUACAGUACAUAGCAUGUGUGUUUUGAUCCUUUAAAAAAGAAAAAAAGUAGCAACACUAUAAUCUUAAGAAAAAUAUUCAGUUAUUGUAUAUUUUGGAAUAUUGGCUAUAAAAAAAUGAAUGUGGUUGUAAAUAUAUAGUUUGACAAGUAGUGUAAGCUUUUAAGAGACAAGAAAUCACAGUCUUGAAUUACCUACAAGACUUGUUUAUUAUAAAUGUUCCUUCUUUCUGUUAUACAAAACAGAAUUAUGGUAGUUGCUAAUUGUAGUUUGAGUUUAGUGAAGUGAGAAAUAUGGAAAUUUUGUACUGAUUUGAUAUUAAGAUGUGAUGCAAACCCUCUGUGUUGAUCAGUUGAUUAACAGUAUUAUUUAACAGUCAGUAAAGCUUUAUGAAGUUGCUUACCUCAGAAUUGGUUAAUUGCAUUAAAGGUAGGCAGGGAAAUUCCUGAAAUAUCUAUUAACAAGUGCACAAUGUUAUUUCAUAUCUUCAUUAGUGAUUUUAAUAAAGAGUAUAUUCCUUUAAUGUUAAAAAGUGUAUUAACAUAAAACAUAUGCAUUCACACUUGCUCCCACCCUCACUGGCAUGCAAAUACCUACAUGGCUACACAUCCAUACCCAUGUAUCUACAUACCCAUAUCCACAUAAUUUAAUACUCUCUCACCUACACACACCCUUUUAACCCCCUGCCCACUCACACAGCUGCACAAAACUUUCCCUUUUUUGAAGUGGUUUGUACUUGCAGAGUAUGAAUUUAUUUACAGGAUAAUAUAUAAUUUUAUGGUUAAGUAAUUGCAGAUUAUAUUGGAAAUAUACAUUAUAGUGGUGCAUAUAUGUUUUAUUGUUAUUAUAGAAGAUUUAGUUUUAUAAUAAAUAUAUACCACAUAGAUAA